AUGGGGUAUAACAAGCAUUCUGUCAACUCGUUCAAGAAAAUCUUCGGCCUCAUCCUCACGGCUUAUUUGUCAAACGGGAAAAAUGUUCGAGACUACCGUCUCCGUGACACCGCCCCAGUCAGUACCAUCGACCGCUUCCGCGAUGGCGCAACGUUUCCCAUAGGCGUCGGCGCAAAUCAGAGCCAAUCCACCCAUGGUUUCCAAACCAUCCUCAACGGCCCAGAGAUCGAGACUGCCAUGAAGGGCCUCGAAAAGGAAUACGGCGUCCAGCUAUCUCAGGCACCCCACAAAUCUUUCUGGAGCCAAAAGUCCACCAUCGGCUUCCUGCCCGCCGUUAACGGCGUUAGUCGCGUGGAGUCUAGAAACUACCGCGUCUACCUGACCGCCGGCAUCCAGGCCCGCGAGCGCGGUGGUCCAGACAGCCUCCUCUACUUCGUUUCCGACCUCCUCUGGGCCAACAAGCACAACGCGGGCCUCGUCUACAACAAUAAUACCGCCUACACUAUCGAGCAAGUCCGCACGGUGCUAUCCCUGGGCAUAGUCUUCUUCCCCCUCGUGAACCCGGACGGCCACGCCUGGGACCAGCGCUGGAACAACUGCUGGGGCAAAACCCUCAACCCUGCCUCUCGCCUUUCGGAAAAGAGCCUCGACGGCAUCGGCGUCAACGUUGACCGCAACUUCAACUUCACCUGGGACUACCGCACAAUUUUCAGCGAGAAGGCCCUCGACGUGGCGUCCGAUAAGCCCGAGCACGAACUCUUCCACGGACGCGCACCCUUCUCCGAGGCGGAAUCGCGGAACAUUGGCUCGGUGAUCGACACGCACCCGUCUAUCAGAUGGUACCUCGACGCUCACACCAAGAACCGCUUCGUGAGCCACGCGUGGACGGACACCCCGAUCCAGACCACCCGCCCCGAGAUGAACUUCCGCAACCAGAGCUACGACGGGAAGCGCGGCGAUCCUGCGACGGGCUACGGCGAGUACAUGGUCCCCCGAGACUUGGACAUCUUCCAGGACAUCUCGAACAACAUUGCCUCGCAGAUGUCGAGCGCCUCUGGCGUGCCUGUUUACAGCAUCGAUAAGCUCCGCGAGCAGGGACGAACGUUCCAAGGCGUUUCUGGAUCUGCUGUUGACUGGGCGUACAGCAGACACACCGUGAACCAGACAGCUAGCAAGAUUUACAGCUUCAAGCUCCAUUUUGGAGCGUCGGAGGAGGAGGCAAACGAGAUCGGACAGAAAGGCGGAUGCCAGUACUACCCCUCACACAAGAUAUACCUCAGGUCUCUUCAGGAGAGUUCUGUGGGGUACAUGACUUUUCUCUUGAAUGUCGCCAAGUAUGAAAGAAUCAAGAGCAGGCCGCCAAGGGACUGA
This is a messenger RNA of Colletotrichum orchidophilum, 1371 nucleotides long. Its product is annotated as carboxypeptidase A. Gene Ontology annotation, molecular function: metallocarboxypeptidase activity; zinc ion binding. Lineage: Eukaryota; Fungi; Ascomycota; Sordariomycetes; Glomerellales; Glomerellaceae. The coding region runs from base 1 to 1371 and encodes 456 amino acids. Gene Ontology annotation, biological process: proteolysis. The transcript has a single exon. The record is from RefSeq and is a predicted model, not a curated record.